AUGGCUUGCACUGUCGCUUCCAGGAGGGCCGUCCUGCUAGUGCGCGCGCUGGAGAAGCUCCUUGCCGCGUCGUCCGCGCCCGGGGCUGGCUCCGCCGUCAGGCCAGUGGCAGUCACCGGCGGCCUCCGCAGGUACAACACCGGCGCUCAGCUCCGACGUUACGAGGGGGCCGAGUCCAAAGACGACAGCGUCCGCGAGUACGAGAGCCGGUGCGGCAGCCGGGACUACGCCGUGCCCAGCCUGUUCUCAGAUAUCUUCCGUGAUCCAUUCAGUUCGCCGCAGAGCCUCGGCCGCCUGCUGAGCCUGAUGGACAACUUCGCGGUGGCGGCGCCAGACCGUGCCGGCGCGGUGCGCCGUGGCUGGAACGCGAAGGAGGACGAGGAGGCGUUGCACCUGAGGGUGGACAUGCCGGGCCUGGGGAAGGAGCACGUCAAGGUGUGGGCGGAGCAGAACAGCCUGGUGAUCAAGGGCGAGGGCGAGAAGGAGGCCGGCGAGGACGAGGACGUCCCGCCUCCGAGGUACAGUGGUCUCAUCGAGCUCGCGCCAGAGGUUUACAGGAUGGACAACAUCAAGGCGGAGAUGAAGAAUGGUGUGCUCAAGGUGGUCGUGCCCAAGGUGAAGGAGGAGGAGCGCAAGGACGUGUUCCAAGUCAACGUCGAGUAG
Molecule: messenger RNA, 663 nt
Organism: Miscanthus lutarioriparius
Lineage: Eukaryota; Viridiplantae; Streptophyta; Magnoliopsida; Poales; Poaceae
Source: the annotation of a GenBank genome assembly